AUGUGCUACUCGCAUUCCCACAAUUACUCAUUGCCUCGCUCCCUGUCCGACAAAAAGGAAUCUUUAACCCUGAUAUUGGAAUUAGUAUACGUAUGUUUGCCCUUCUGCCUGGACUCCAGGAAAUUCAUUACGAGCCUUGGAGGGAAUGGCUCAAUAUCCAUCAGAUGUGGACGAACCAAUCUUUACAACAUCUUUUGGAAUCGCUUUCUUGCUCUCAAUUACAGAGACUCGUCAUCUUCGAGAAUUUCGACCAAACUUACCCAGCUAGCUACAAGGGUAGGGCGCUUGCUAACGCCAGUCUCACACUUGAACACCUCUCAAUGUCGUUCAUGGGAGAAGCUAGCCAUUUUUUCAAAGCUCGAGAACUUUCCUGGAAGUAAUUGGCCUAACUUGACUUGGCCUGCGCUGACUUCACGACUGCUCGUGCCAAGGGAGCGCUCGGCGGAGUUGGAUGAUAUGCUUCAGGCAGCAGCGGCGGCGGCUACGAACAUGCCAAAUCUUGAAACAAUGGAAAUAUGGAACGGAGAGAAGGGGUUAGCGAUGCUCUUUAGAUACCAGCGUAAUAAGCGAGGGCAACCUGCAGUGGUAACGUGCAGAGGAACAUGGGAGUUGACCUUGCGACCCCUUGUAAUUCAGGCUUGGGACUCUGUAUCAUUGAAGCAUUGCGGCCAAGGAAAUGUUAUCAUCAAGGAGUUACUGGAUAUUAGUGAUAGUAUCAAGUCUCAUGGUGACGCCAUACGCCAUUUGGAAUUGUCAAAGCCUGUCGUUCGCCCUGCCUCACUGCGCCAGAUUCAGAUGAUGCACACAGUUUGA
This is a messenger RNA of Botrytis deweyae, 813 nucleotides long. RefSeq lists its product as uncharacterized. Lineage: Eukaryota; Fungi; Ascomycota; Leotiomycetes; Helotiales; Sclerotiniaceae. The coding region runs from base 1 to 813 and encodes 270 amino acids. The transcript is spliced from 2 exons. The record is from RefSeq and is a predicted model, not a curated record.